AUGCCACCGCAGGCCGGGGACCAGAAGACUCCGGAGGAGCCCCACCGACGGAGGCCUAAGGAUGUACAGGUCAAGACGGCGUGGGUCGCCGCCAUCGGCGACAACGACCAGGAGAUGCGGCUCGAGCUGCGGCUGCCCGCCUACAUGGUGCCCGUCGCGAUCUACCGCGUGCCGAGCGCGCGCGCGGUGCCUGCUACCGGCACCACCACGGGACUGAGCCCACACUGGGAUAAGGAGGGCGGCUUCGGCAGCCUCUCGGAGCACCAGACGGCCGCCGUCGCCGACGCGUGGCGCGAAGUGCUGCAGAUGCCGCUGCCGGACCUAUCGCCGGGCACCUCCUUCUUCGACCUCGGCGGCUCGCUGCAGGCCGUGCAGCUGGCCAAGCUGCUCAACGAGCUGGACGGGCGCGCCAAGGAGGAGGCGCCAGUCACGAUCGCGCGGCUGCUCGCCGAGCCGUCGCUCGCCGGCAUGGCGCGGGUGACGUUUGCCGCCUCCGCGGCGGAGGCGGCGGUGGCGGACUGCUGGCGGGAGGUGCUGGGGAUGCCCCUCCCGAACCUCGUCUCGACGACCUCCUUCUUCGACCUGGGGGGCUCGCUGCAAGCCGUGCAGCUCGCCAAGCUGCUCUCCGGCCUCGAGGGCCGCCCAACCAAGGAGCCAUUCCUGUGGCUCUUGAUCCCGACAGAGCCGUCAGGCCGCACGGCGCAGCAGGCGCUCUCCGAGUACGAAGUCAUGAACGGAGUAGUUAGUGAACGCGCCACUGGCCACGUGGGCGCGUACAUCCUCCACGCGCUCGCGCACUCGGCCGCCGUCGGCGCGGUCGUGUGCCUCGUGCGCGCAAAGGACCCUGACUCGGGCCUCGGCCGCCUCCGCGACGCGUGGGCGAAGCGCAAGCUGCUGCGGGCCGAGCGCGCGGACGGCGCCCUCUUCGACGCGAAGGUGUCGUGCGUGUGCGGCGAGGUGAGCAAGCCGCUGCUCGGCCUGAGCGAGGCGGCCUUCCACGGGCUUGGCCGAAGGACCGACUUCAUCAUCCACGUCGCCGCCGAGGUGAACAUGGUCAAGCCGCCGCAGGCCCUCGCCGCCUCAAAUGUGGGAGGCACCGCCACCGUGCUGCACCUCGCUGCUCUCGCCGGCGCGCCAGUCGCCUUCACCUCGACGAUGCUGCCGCUCGGCGACACGGCGCCGUCCGGCUACCGCCAGACCAA
This is a messenger RNA of Emiliania huxleyi CCMP1516, 1202 nucleotides long. RefSeq lists its product as hypothetical. The record is from RefSeq and is a predicted model, not a curated record. The transcript is spliced from 11 exons. NCBI's taxonomy places the organism in Eukaryota, Haptophyta, Isochrysidales, Noelaerhabdaceae. The annotation marks the transcript as partial.